Molecule: messenger RNA, 1398 nt
Organism: Rhopalosiphum padi (bird cherry-oat aphid)
Lineage: Eukaryota; Metazoa; Arthropoda; Insecta; Hemiptera; Aphididae
Exons: 5
Coding region: 189-839 (216 amino acids)
Source: RefSeq, a predicted model, not a curated record
UUAUCGGACUACCGCGGAUGGGCCACGCCACUGCUGUGCGACUUUCCGCCGAACGACAACGCGUCUCUCACGAAGUACAAUAUUAUUAUCAUCAUCAUAAUCCAAUACAAUAUUAAUUACAUUUUAACGUAAAAUUAUAUGCCUGUCAGACAGCAUUGACGUAAGUAAUAUAACAGUCACGCCGCAAUAUGGUACAAAGGUUAGGAGGAGCUUCGGUGUUAUUGUUUGCCGUCGUCGCACUGUCGACCGGCAAUCCACUGCAAUCUGCCGGUCACGUGAAUCCCGUCGAAAGUUCAAAAGCUUCGGCGUCGUCGUUGGUCGGCGACACCAUGUCCUCGACGAACAACAUUCCGUUUGGCUGGUCUUCCGAUUACGAGGUGGCCAUCGUCUACAUCACGUCCGCGUGGACCGAAUUCGGCGAAGUACGUUCGUCUGCCGCACCCCUGGGCAUUAUCGCCGAAAACGGAUUUCUCAAUUAUUGCGUGCGAUUCAAGACCAAGUUAGCCGCUUGGGCUAAGUCCUUGCAAGACAAACCCGACGUAAGCGAAACAGUAAAAAAAGCCGUUACUAGCUGGUAUAGAGCCAUUGACACACUGUCGCGGAACAAUUGGGAUCUUCCCAGCGUACCCACGUUGGAGUCUUUUAGAAAACAAUUCAUGACCGCGUACAAGCAUUUGGUACUCAACGGCGCCGAAAUUUACGAAAAAUCGGAUACCGAAAAUAUGAAACGAGACGCAGACGGAUUCACAAGAGACAUUGCCAAUACGAUGAUCGGAACACUCAAAGAUAUUUCGAAACAAGUUCGAGAUGUUCCCAGAGAACACGAUACGGAAUAUUAACAGUCUAUAUAAUUUAUGCAGUGUACUAAAUAUGUCAGUACCAAUUCUGUGUGGACGUGUUUAACGAGAAAAUAUUUUGUACCUUAUACUGUAUUCGCAACUUUUUUUUUUAUGUAUUUUUAUAUAAUGUAAAAAUAAUACACAUUAUAUGGCAGAUGCAUAUACGUUAAUAAAGUAUAGUAGUUACUAGUUACCUAUGGUUGAGAUAGAUCCGGCAGGUUAGGUUAUCCAUCAAAUUAUAUUUAUAUAUUAUUUAAUUGUAUGUCAAAAUAAAUCAAAAAAUAUUUGCUGAUGUAAUAAAUUAUAAUGAAAUAUUAUUUAUUAAUUAAUAUUUACAUAGUUUUGACCAUGUUUAACUAUACGCAUAUGUUUAGGCAUCAUCGCAGAAUAUAUAGGUACUACUCGUAUUAUUAAAAUUGAAUAUAUUGAGUCUUCGAUGAUUUUUUAAUAAUACUACUCUAUCAACUGUUUACCUAUUCGGCAAAUAGAAUGUGUAUAUAUUACAAAUUUCUUUGUAUUUUACAGUUACUUCGUGAAUUAAAAUAUUUUUUCAUCAAUA